GAGUCGUGACGCCUCCCUUGGUGCCGCCUGGCAACUCUCCCUCUCUCACCUUCCCUCCGCUGCUCUCCCUGCCUCGUCCUGGGCUCUGGACGCACCCUGGUGAACACAGUUUGAGUUUCUCUUUCCGUCCUCUGUUCGGCGGACCCUGUGGCUGCGUGCGUCCGCUGGAAAAUAGGUCGCCUUGUGGACGAACUGGUGUCGCGUGGCGUACGGCGCGCACCCUCCCGGAUUGGUGGGUUCGCAGUACCACGCUCAUCCUGCCUUGCCGGGAGUGCCCAUCAUCUCCCCUGUUUUCCGUCUGCGUGUUUCCUUGUGCGGGUGUGUAGCGCCUCGCCGCCGCGCCCUAGACACGAACAGGUGAACCCUUGUUGAGGUGGAGUGGUGUGUUGUGGAAUCCCGCGAGAGUGCUCCCUGGCGGUGCGACGCAGACCGCUGGCGGUGUAGGCGGCGAGGCGGGGCGCACGGCAGACAGAGACAGAGACAGAGACAGUGAUCGGUGUGAGGGAUGGCGGCGGCGGUGUAGUGAUUGGGCGGUGCGGGUGAGGGUCGGCAAGGAGCCAUCCCCUAGGCACCAUGAGCACCGGGAACCUGCCAGUGGUGGGGACCCCUCCCGGGCUCGGCGCUCCCGGUGCCUUGGCUAAGCUGUCAGGGCUGCACGAGUGGCUGUCUCUUGAGAACAGGCGGGUGAAGCAAUGGUGGUCCACCCGCUCUGGCACCGACCUGCACAAGAUCUACCUCAACCACCUACAGGAUACUGACGAGUUGCGGUCGCAGCUGAAUGAACAGUUGCGGGCGCUCGAUGGCCGCGUGGACACACAGACGGCCCUGGUGGGGGAGCUGCAGGAUUGGUUCCGGCGUCGUGCAGAACUCCACCAGGACUAUUCCUUUAAGCUGGACAAACUGGCCAAGUCCCUCCAGGCGAGGCACAAGGAACAGAAGUACAAACGUGAACAGCUGCAUCUGUUAAGUGUUUACAGCUGCUGGAAUUCUUUAGUAAACCAGACAAGGAAAGAUGCACGGGAUCACGCUGCUAUGGCUGAUGUCUACCUCAACAACAUCAUUCCUCGGUUCACCCAGAUCCAGGAUGAUGUACAGCGGAUAUACAAGAGGUGUCGGGAAAUUGGUUAUGAAAGCCAUGAGGAACUGCUUAAGGUAUUGCAUGAGCUCCACACCACCAUGCGUACUUAUCACACCUAUCAGACAGAGUUCAAGAAUGCUGAGACCAAACUACGUAAUUUUGAAGCUCAGAGAAGCAAGUUGGAGCAGGGCAUUCCUAAGGAGAAACUGGAAAAGAGCAAGAAAUUUAGAGUUAUUGAGAAGGAAAUUCAGAAGAGAAGUAACAAGUACAUGGAUGCCAAGCUGAAAGCGCUGAAGGCCCGUAAUGAAUAUAUUCUCUCAAUGGACUCUGCCAAUGCUGCCAUUCAUAAGUACUUUGUGGAAGAUCUGUCUGACAUUGUUGAUUGCAUGGACUUUGGGUUCCACAGCAGCAUAGCCCGAGCCCUUAAGACCCAUGUGUCUGGGCAGGAAUGUAUGCGAAGGAGUCUGCAGGGAGGUAUUGAUGACAUAAAUAAAACCAUCAGCAACUUGGACUCUCGCUUGGACAAACAAAGGUUCCUGGAAUUCAACAAUGCUGCCUUCAUGCUGCCCAAGAAGUUUGAGUUUCAAGGACAUAAAGGGGAUGAGACUCAUGAGGAUUCCACCACAACACAGGUGAACCAGGUGGUGGUGAACCGCCAUGUCCAGGAGGAGAUGGAGAAGCGCUAUGCCCACCUUGUCUCCAGACUAACCAGCCUCAAGACAGAGUCAGAGGAGACCUGGAAGACCAUUGAGACAGCAGAGAAAACCCUCAUGGAGAUGAUCAACACACGGGAUUAUGAUUGUGCUCACUACUUCGUCGAUGAGCCAAGGCCGGACAACAAGCAACCUGAGUCCAUAAUGAUCAAGAUGAAGGCAGACCGUCAAGAGACUGAGGAUUUCUAUUUAAGUAAAUUCCGUGAAUAUACUCUUGGAAGCAAUCUCAUAACUCGCUUACAAGCAAGAUAUGAGCUAAUGAGAAAGGCACUUGGAGAUGAGACACAGGCCUCCUCCUCCCCAACACCGACAAGGAAUUUGGUGAACAAGCCACGUCGUCGCCGCAUUGGACGCAACCCUCUGAUGGGACAGCCCAAGCUCUUUGGAGGGUCCCUUGAGGAAUACUUGGAGGCCACUGGUCAGGAGAUUCCUCUCAUCAUGAAGUCUUGCAUCAGGGUCAUCAACCUAUAUGGCCUGCACCACCAAGGGAUAUUCAGAGUCUCUGGAUCUCAAGUGGAGAUCAACAACUUUAGGGAAUCCUUUGAGAGAAUGGAAGACCCGCUAGCAGAUGUGACUGAUGCCUCUGACAUCAACAGUGUGGCUGGUGUCCUGAAACUGUAUUUGCGGGAGCUGAGGGAACCACUUUUCCCAACUGUGUUCUUUGAUCAGUUUAUGGAAAUUGCUCCUCUAGAGAAGAAACAUGAUUUUGUAGUGAAGAUGAGAGAUGUUGUGACCAGUCUUCCCCGCCCAGUGUUUGUUGUGAUGCGUUACCUCUUCGCCUUCCUUAAUCAUUUAUCAGAGUUUAGUGAUGAGAAUAUGAUGGACCCAUACAACCUGGCCAUCUGCUUUGGCCCCACACUAGUGCCCAUCCCUGAAGACAAAGACCAGGUUCAGUACCAGAAUCUGGUGAAUGAGCUCAUCAAGAACAUCAUCAUCUUUAGUGAGGACAUUUUCCCUGGUGAUGGCGGCCACGUCUAUGAGAAGUACAUUUCUCGUGACUCCAUAGACCUGGAGGUGGAAGCUUGUGACGCACCGUCCGAGAAUCCUGAUGAAGUGGACUCAGAGCCAGGCCAGUCAGAGGAUGAUUCAGUAUUUAGAGACAAAGAUAUUGCCCUUCAGAUAUUUGGAAAAAGCGAAAUUUUAGAAGCCAUAGCACAAUUUGACUUCUUGGCUCGGUCUGAGCGAGAGUUGAGCUUCAACAAAGGAGACGUGCUGGUGCUGCACUCCCAGGUGUCCAGCGACUGGUGGCGCGGCUCAUUCCAGGGCAAGCAAGGCCUCAUCCCUGACAAGUACAUCCUUCUAAAAAUCAGGGACGAGGACAAAGAUCGUCUGAGUGAUCGAGGUGCAGCAGAACAGCUACGAAGGCGUGCAUCUUCAUCCUCCGAGUCCAUCCUGUCAUCUUCCACCCAACAGUCCUCAGAAGGGGUGAUAAAACCCACUGCACACAAUGGAGCUGCCCAGGCUCCCCUCUCACCUUCUCCAGCAUCAAUGCAGAGUCAGGACUCGUGUGCCAGCCCAGUGAGUCGCGAUGGCCUGGGAGGAGCCUCCUCCUCGCUCGGGCUGGACUCUGGCGGGGUGUCAGACGGGGCACAAGCUGACGGGGGCCGCUCCACCUCUCCGCUGCCCAGCACCCCAGGGCAGGCCUCCCACUCCCCCACCCCCCCACACUCCCUGCAACAUGGGGCUUGUCUCUCCCUCUCAGAUGUGUCGAGUAUCGUGUCUGUCCAGGAGGAGGAGAGACUCUUCGUCGGUAGUGAAUGCUCUCUGCAGGUCUCCAUGCAGGGUGAAGGUGGAGGUGCUGCCACCUCCUCCCCCUCUUCCCCCCAACCCACCCAGCAUCCCUCCUGCCCCCUCCUUGAGCCGGUGACCCAGUCUGUGGCCCCUGCACUGGUGGAGGAAGCAAAUGAAAAAGCCCAGAUGGAGGAGUCUCCGAAGGGCAAAGACCUGGAGCAGUUAAGCUCCAGCAUGAUAAAUUCCUCUACCAGUGGUGACUCGGCAAUCCGGGGGCCACUUUCUCACAGCAUGUUAGAAGUUCAUGAUGACACAGGAGAGCGUGGAAUUGGGGGCCAGUGGGAGCAGAGGCCUAGGUGUCCCUCCCAAAGCUCCAAUUUGUCAUCGAGUAGUUCAGAAGAGCGGCUCAAUCACUCUUCACCCUCGCCUCGCACAUUCUUGGAGCGACGGGCUAAGUUGAAACCAGCCGCUGGAGCUCCUGAUUUGGUGAUGGAUCUUCCAGUUACACCACUAUCGUCUUCCCCAAAGGAGCAUGGUGGCCUCACUAGGAUACGACGCCCCUACCUUACUCGUGAAAGUCAGAGUUAUGAUAGUUCUUCCUCAUCGGGGGGGUCAUCACCAGGCACACAGUCUCCAGACAUGACUGGUGGUGAAGUAUUUGCUAAACAAAAUUUGAACACACUGAAGAAAACACCAGCCCUAAAGACUUUUGGGAGUUACAGUACUGAUGCUCAGACACAGACUUUUAUUGCACACAAAUUAACUCCCUCUCUCAGUUUAGCUCAAAGGAACACUGAGGCUACAGAGUUAAGGAUAACGGAGGCAGAAGAACCUGUUUCAGUCUCAAGCAUUGUUCGUGCUUUAGAUCCUGCCAUGCAAACUGUGGACUCAGAGGUGCGAAGUGAACGUAAAGUAUCCUCUGAGGUGCGGGUGGAAAUCAGGUCAGCCUCAGAUAGGCCACCAGAGGGACCUGCACCUUCCACCCCAAAAUUGGCAGCAAGGUACCUAGAAGCAGUGGCAUUAUCAACAGGUGGGACAGGGUCAGCUUCUAAGCCACGUGUUCGAGCAAAACCAUCUGUUCUCAAGAAGCCUUCAUUAACAAGAGGAUCACCUGAACCUGAACCAUCAAAAUAAGUUAUUAGUUGCAAGAGCAAAGAAGGCAUGGUUUUACUUUCUUUUGUAGAAUUGGCUACAUAUGAAUCAGACAUUGAAAAAUAAUGUUGUAUUCAGUAACAUUUGUGAAUUUGAAUAUGAUUAAGUAAUAAUGUGGCUUUUACCACAUAUGGAAAUUGUUUUGUUUUGCUAGAGAGUGGAUGUGAGGGAACAUUCCCUUCCCCUUCUCCCAUAGGAUGCCUAAUUUAUAUCCAUUGACAAUUUUCUUUGUAUAAUAUGACAAUCUCAGUUCCAGAAAAUUCUAGUUAAAGUUUUAGCAUUAAGCAUAUCUUUGUAGAUGAACCUUAUUUACUGUGAAUGAAACUUCUAUUACUGUACCUCAUAAUGGGGGACAGAAUAUACCAUUGUAUAUUGUGCUGACCUGGCAGGAGUUAGAUACAAUGCCUUGUGUAACUUAAAAUUGUUAUCAAGUAUUCCCUUCAAAUACUGUUCAACUGAUUAGUAAUGGUGUAUUGGCAAGAAUUGAUACUGUAUAGAAUGUAGUGAGAACCAGACAGCAGAGGGUCACCAGCAUGGCACAUGUAAUGCCUGCUUGGAUGAGGUGAACAAAUUGCUCAAGGUCAUGGUGCAAGGGCAAGGAAAUGAUUCUUCCAAUGGCAUUUCUUUUACUCUAAGCAGUAUUGGUGACAUCUUCAGCCUUUAGUCAGUAUGUAUUAAGGUUGGUUGGUUAGGUCACUAGCAAGAAAACCACGAGAAGGGUAAUCAAGGCCAAUUUAUCUGUCAGUGUUGUGGAGCUGAAAUGAAGAAUUCAGCAAAAAUUUACAUCAGUAUUAAAUUCAUAGUUCAAGUCCACUAAAAUUACAUAUGGAUGUAUGUAUGUAUGUGUGUGUAAACUAUCUAGUGUGUGUGUUCAUUGCAUUUUUAGACUGGAUAAUCAUCAUGUGCACUUGAUUGCACCAUCUGGAAGGUACUAACCUAGUCAGUGGGACAACAGUUUGGGUAUUAAGUAACCCCAGCAGUGUGUAGAAACUUCAGAACAGCGCCUGUCCAAAUGGGAAUGGAAUAUUUUCUUACAGAAAUUAUAUACAGACUGAAGUGCUUUAUACCAGAUGGUGUUAAUACUGAUAUUGAAUGGUGCUUUUGUGGUGAUGAAAUGAUAAAGAAUAUGAUCCCCACAGUAGGAUGUGGGGAACUGACAGAAAAAAAAAAGGGGGGUGGGAAUUUAGGGAAGGGCUCAAUAUAGUGUAAACUUUGACAAACCAUUCCUGUACAUACACUGGGUGAGAAUGGUGAGUGAGCGAGCUCGAGUUGUGUUGACAAGGAGCAGUCCACUGCACAGUGCUGCACCAGGAAUGCCAAAACGCUUCAUACUUGAGCUUAUUGAAAUUCCAGGAAACUGCUCAUCCUACUCAUGUUUGUAAACAUACCAAACGAUUAAGAUGUAAGUGAAUAGUUUAUAGUGAAGCAUGAAGCACAAUUAUGUGAUACAUGAUAAAGGACCAAUCUGCUAAGUGCUUAUUUUCCUAUACGAUAACUGUAGUGACAGAAACGUUAUUCUUUCCACUCUAGCAGCCUGUGGAUUUAAGAGGUCCACUUGUGGAUUAUUGAAUUUUAGACCUGAAACUCCUAUAAUGUAAAUACAUGUAUAAUUUCUCCCAUGUCCACAACCCAUGACACAAGGGCACACAGCUGAGGAAGGUCAUUGCCGUGAACCCAAUCAUGGUUGUGGAGAGAAUUUUUGGUGGCUAGUGUGUAUGCUCAUCACAAAUCAUAUAUAUAUAUAUAUAUAUAUAUAUAUAUAUAUAUAUAUAUAUAUAUAUAUAUAUAUAUAUAUAUAUAUAUAUAUAUAUAUAUAUAUAUAUAUAUAUAUAUCACAAACUUGCUAAAUGUGUUUCAAGCAUCGUGUAGAGUGCAACAGAAAUUUCCCAUGAGGAAGUACUCAUGAAACCUGGUGUGGUAACAAGACUGGCGAGAAAUGCGUGUGCAAGCAGUCUAUUCAAAGGAAAGCUUGAUGAAUUCUUUAUACUGAUAUGGAAGAAAAUGUCUUUGUUAUCCAUUUAUGGCUCCAUAUUAUAUUUUGAAAUAACAAAAGUUUGCAACUUGUUUGCCAUUUUAUUAGGUGGUUAUACAGUACCUGCCUUGUUUGGUAGGAACUGUGGUUUCUGGUCACUUUUACUGUAAAUGUUACUCUAGUGAAAACUUGAACUGACUUAAAAUCUUAGAAAUAUUUUUUUUUAUUCAGAAAUAUAAUUUAUUGCUCUUAUUUUAUUAUCAAAUUCAUUUUUAUCCAAGUCAGGUAUAGGACAAAUAUUCUGAAGUGUUUGAAACAUUUUUAGUUUGUUGAAAAUGUCAAAAGUACCAUAUAUCUAAGUAGUAUUCUGAUAAAGAUAUGCAUGUUUAGCCAUGUUAUGUGAACAAGUACUCAUGGACGUUUAGUACUGCCCAAGUUAAGUAUACAUAUAAAUCAACCUCUCUAUAAAUAGUUAAUGGAUGGAUCUGAAUGAGUUAUAGAUGGUUCAUGUACAUACUGAUAACAAUAUAUGAGAUAUUGAAGUAUAAAUUUGUGUAAAACUUGUUAGUGUCGCUAAAAGUUAAAUUACAAUCACUGCAGAAUUAGCCUUUAGUGUGUGUGUGUGUGUGUGUGUGUGUGUGCAUAUAUAUAUAUAUAUAUAUAUUAUAUAUAUAUAUAUAUAUAUAUAUAUAUAUAUAUAUAUAUAUAUAUAUAUAUAUAUAUAUAUAUAUAUAUAUAUAUAUAUAUAUAUAUAUAAUGACAGAACAAAGAAUGGUGAUUUAUGUACUGCAGGCUGCAGCAAUUAAUUCUCCUUCAGCACAGUGAAUGAACUUUUAGUCAUGUAUGAUGUCACUUGCUCUGUAUGCGAGUUGACUUACUUUGAAAACCAGUAAGGUCUCUCUCUCUGCAUUUUGUUUGCAUUUGAAUUUUCCAGAUUAAUUUAAUCACAUAUAUAUGUAUAGUUCUUGUGUGUGUGUGUGUGUGUGUGUGUGUGUGUGUGUGUGUGUGUGUGUGUGUGUGUGUGUGUCAAUAGCAUGGUGGACAAGUUCUGUGUGUUUGAAAUUGAGUUGACAUUUUAUGUACUUUAUUAUUUAUUUAUUUUUUAUUAUUUUUUUUUUUUAUCAACAAAUUUCAAGAGAGAAUGCAACUAUCAAUAAGAAGAGAUUGUCAUGGUGAGAAAAUCUUCCACAACACGUACUUUAAAUAAAGGAUGAGAUAUGUUAGUGUUUCACAGCAUGUAUUCUUGUAAGAAUUGGCAUAUCAUUGCAAGAUGAAUGUGAUGAGCAAGAUACAGCAUUUGCAGUGUAACAUGAUAAAAAGUUUGUGAUGUGUGUUAAUGUUACAGUGAGUGAUACAUUCAAACAUAAGGCUUGCCAUGUUGACAGUGCAAGAUAAAUUGUUGAAUGGUGUAUUGUGUGAAGUGGUGUCGCCCUUGUGUCUGGGAAAGCCUAUUUUUGUUCAUGUUCUAUUUGCUUCUUUCCUAACUUGUUGUCUCAUCAUAUUUUCGUUACGAGACUACAAGCCUUAAAUUGUACUAUUUUACUUGCAGUGUUACAAAAUAAUACAAUAUUUUGAAAGUAA
Molecule: messenger RNA, 8227 nt
Organism: Scylla paramamosain (green mud crab)
Lineage: Eukaryota; Metazoa; Arthropoda; Malacostraca; Decapoda; Portunidae
Product: SLIT-ROBO Rho GTPase-activating protein 1-like
Exons: 19
Coding region: 574-4656 (1360 amino acids)
Biological process (GO): signal transduction; negative regulation of cell migration
Cellular component (GO): cytoplasm
Molecular function (GO): protein binding
Source: RefSeq, a predicted model, not a curated record